Molecule: messenger RNA, 734 nt
Organism: Colius striatus (speckled mousebird)
Lineage: Eukaryota; Metazoa; Chordata; Aves; Coliiformes; Coliidae
Gene: NRSN1
Product: neurensin 1
Exons: 3
Coding region: 52-639 (195 amino acids)
Biological process (GO): nervous system development
Cellular component (GO): neuron projection; transport vesicle; neuronal cell body
Source: RefSeq, a predicted model, not a curated record
GACGGACGGACGGACGGACGGGGGAGCGGCGGCGGGGAACAGGUGGGGAGGAUGAGCUACCCUGGCGAGGCGUGCGGGGCCCGGCAGGCGCGGGGCAGCGCCGAGGCCGGCCCCCAGCGCUACGGCGUGCGCUCCUACCUCCAUCAGUUCUACGAGGACUGCACGGCUUCCAUUUGGGAGUAUGAGGAUGAUUUUCAGAUCCAGAGAUCGCCUAGCAGGUGGAGCUCUACGUUCUGGAAGGUCGGACUCAUCUCCGGGACGGCUUUUAUGCUGAUAGGUGUGGCAGUGCUGGUGGUGGGUUUCCUCGUGCCGCCCAAGAUCGAAGCGCUGGGGAGGGAUGAUUUCGUGGUGGUGGACGCCCGCGCCGUGCAGUUCAACGGCUCCCUCGACGUCUGCAGGCUGGCGGGGGCUAUCCUCUUCUGCCUCGGGGGUUCCACGGUGGCCGCCUGCCUGCUCAUGUCUGCCUUUGCCAAAAGUUACUCCAAAGAAGAAAAGUACCUCCAGCAAAGAUUCAAGGAGAGAAUCGCCGACAUCAAAGCCCACGCGAGCCCCGUCACGAAAGCGCCGGCGCCGGGAGAGGCCAAGAUACCCGUCACUCUGUCCAGGGUGCACAACGUCCAACCUUUAGCUGAGACCUGACCCUUCCCUUUGGAUUUGCUCUCUCACCUGUAGGUCACCUUAACUGGCAAACACACCAGCUGGUGUGGGCGUGCAGCCAAGCGCUCUGCUCAGCA